Messenger RNA from Sarcophilus harrisii (Tasmanian devil), 876 nucleotides. RefSeq names its product spermatogenesis associated 24 (gene SPATA24). The record is from RefSeq and is a predicted model, not a curated record. Gene Ontology annotation, molecular function: DNA binding. Bases 361 to 861 code for a protein of 166 amino acids. Gene Ontology annotation, cellular component: nucleus; cytoplasm. NCBI's taxonomy places the organism in Eukaryota, Metazoa, Chordata, Mammalia, Dasyuromorphia, Dasyuridae. The transcript has 8 exons.
UAAUACUGUAUGACCACACUGGCGUGCAGGGGAUACGGGAAUAGGUUUCUUCCUUGCUCACCACUCCCCCCUGGUCACACAGGCUGCUGGGGAACAGUGCUGUCUAAGUUUUUGGCCCAGGGUCCGGUCCUGUACCUAGCCACUGAUGGAAGGAGAUACAAGUUAAAAUAGGAGAGAUUUUCCCUGUCCUCCAGAGAAAUCAUGAUCUUGUUUUCAAGACAAAGGAUAUUCACAAAUUACAGAGACCAGUACAAGACAAAGAGAUAUUAAAUGUUUUUAAGGGGGACAAGCUGGUGGUCCUCUUUAUCAGAAAGGCUUCAUGGAGGAGCGAGCAAGACCUGAGAUGGACAUUAAGACAAGAUGGCCAUCCAGGAAGAGAAAUUUGUGAGUAAAGAAGAAUACGAAGCUGUGGUAAAAAAGUUAGAGGAGGAAAAGGCAGCCCAUGCCCAGACCAAGGGCCUGUUGGCUAAAGAGACAGAGAAACUGCAGUUUGCUCUUGGAGAGGUGGAGGUGCUGUCCAAGCAACUGGAGAGAGAGAAGCAGGCUUUUGAAAAGGCGCUGUCCAGUGUCAAGAACAAAGUUCUGACAGAGUCCACCAAGAAGGACAAGCUUAUCACCAAGUGCAAUGAAAUUGAAUCUCACAUUAUAAAGCAAGAAGAUAUUCUUAAUGGGAAAGAAAAUGAAAUUAAGGAACUACAGAAUGUCAUCAGCCACCAGAAACAGAUCUUCAGGCAUCAGAUAUCGGACUUCCGGAUUCAGAAGCAGCAAGAGAAUUACAUGGCCCAAGUGCUGGACAGGAAGCAAAAGAAGGCAGGCGGGCUGCUCUCCAGCCGGGGCUUCAAGGGACUUGGAGACAAAUAAAUCUGCUUCCACUUA